UUGAAUUAAGUUGCUUGCUGUAAUGUGAGAGAAUUGUGUGCAGUUUUUAGAUUUUAUUUCCUUAAUCUUUAAAUGAUUUUACCGAUUUUCUUGUGUGAGUUAAAAUGUUAAAUUUAUCUAAAUUAAGUUAGUGUAAAUUAAAUUUACUUCUUCAUUCAUUUUUGUGCUGCUGGCAUAAAUUUUUAUCGAGCACGGUCGUUACAAAAUAUUGCAAAAUGACUUCAGCCCUUUAUCUGGAACAUUAUUUGGACAGUCUGCAGCACUUACCCAUAGAAUUACAAAGGAAUUUUAAGCUGAUGCGGGACCUCGACGAUAGAGCUCACGGCCUAAUGAAGACAAUCGAUCUUAUGGCCGAUGAUUUGUUACCAAAUAUAUCUACAAUGGACGAUGAUACGAAAAAAGAAAAGGUGAACACUAUUCAGGGGUUGUUCAACAAGGCAAAGGAGUACGGCGACGACAAAGUUCAGCUCGCAAUUCAAACAUACGAGCUAGUCGACAAACACAUACGUCGACUUGACUCUGACCUCGCGCGAUUUGAAUCCGAAAUUCAAGAGAAAGUAAUGAGCUCUCGAGCGGCGCAGCAAGCAGCCGCAGACCAAGAGACCAAUCCUACCACAGUCAAAAAGGGAAGAAAGAAACUUAAAGGGACUGAAAAAACUGCAACAACAGCAGGUAAGAAAAAACGCACUGGCGCAUCAAGUGAGGAGGAAGCAGUAGCUAGUGGUAGAUCAGCGGCUAAAAAGAAAGCGCAACGCAAGGGUACCACCACCACAACCGCAACUGUUAAAGAACAGGAAGAAAAUGCUGACCUAGAUUCGGUCGGAGGCAUGGCUCAUCCUAGUGAUGUACUGGACAUGCCUGUCGACCCCAACGAACCCACAUACUGCCUUUGCCACCAAGUGUCCUAUGGAGAGAUGAUAGGUUGUGAUAACCUUGACUGCCCUAUUGAGUGGUUCCAUUUCGCAUGUGUAGAUCUUAAGAUAAAGCCAAAAGGUAAGUGGUACUGCCCAAAGUGUACUCAAGACAGAAAAAAGAAAUGAUCCAUAGUCAAACCUCCUGUCCAACCUGCAGAAAAGACUGUAAUAAUAAAGAAAGAAACAAAGUGAUUAUAUUAGGCUUUAAGAAUAGUAUCUAAUAUAACAUAUUGUUUUCUAUUAAAAUAUAUUAUAUUGAUUAAAUUAGGAAUAAUUUAUUUUUAGCAUAAAUUGUUUGAUCAUCAAUUAUAAUAAGAGUAAUAUUAAAUUAUGAAUAUAUAGGUUGCUUCACAUUAAAAAAGACCUCUGGUGAUUGACCUGUGCAGUAGCCAGUUAUUUAAAUUUUAUUUGUUGAAACUGGCCUGUUAAUUAAUGUUUAUUUCUUUAUACAGCUGUAAUCAACAUUAAACCUAUGUGUUAUAAUAAAACAAUGGGCUGAACACUGACAAGUCUUAAAUUAUUUGUUUAAACUGCCCCUGCACAGUAAAUUGUCAUAGCUCUUUUUAUGUGAUCUGCGGCACAUUAACUUAUAAAACCUGUAUGAUGUAUUGAUUUUAAGAGGUUAAGAAUGUGUGAAAUGUAUGAAUCAGUAAUAAUGUAGAGUGGUCUGUUUUUGAAAUGUAUUAAACCUUAUAAUACAAUUUUCCUUACAAGCAACUCUACGUACAAUGGAUAGUUCCCGCCAACUAGGUGCAGAUACAGGCUGGCCCAGUAUGAAGGAGAAUGCAAUAUUCUUAAAUUUUGUAGAUAAGUACUUAAAAAAACAGAUGUCUAAAAAAACCAUAUUGAAUCCUAUUAUAUUGGAAUCACUAUGGUUUCUUUUAGUAAAUAAAAUUAUAUUCUGUGAUUUGCCUUAAUGAUAACAAUUCUUUUAUAUUGUUGCAACAUAAUAUUACAAUUACCAUGCCUUAAUUAUGUAAUAAAGUAAUAGUUGCCUUAUAUAUAGAGGAUAAUUUAAAUCUAUAUCACAUUGUCUUGUAAUAUCUUGCAAUCAUUACAUAUGUUAUUAAAUGGAUUGCUACAUCAUAAUUAUUGUUAUUGUUUUUAACUAUAAUUAAAUUAAAAUUAUUAAUAUUUCAACAACCAUUAAUUUUAUUUGUUUGUUGGUUUGUUUAAUCAUUUUACCAAGUCUGUGACAUUGUUGUUAUGAACUUUUCAGGUAAAAAUUUAAAUGAUCAAUAAAAAUCAUUUCAAUUUUGUUCCAAACUUAAAAGAUGUAAAAAAAUUACUAAAUUUUAGCAUUUUUGUCAUCAUUAAUUUCACGUUUAUUCAUAUUUUAAAUCAGGAGUAUCCCUUUUGGGUUAAUUCUAUACUUGCAAACUAAUUUUCUUUUAAAAGUCAUAAAGUAACUAUAGUUAUUUGUGUUUAAAUGCUUUCCAAAUAAAUCGCUUUUGAGUUAAGAUGUAUUUGUACAAUGCACAUGGGCCUGACAUUUACACUUACUUUUAAUUUGUUUUGGUACCUACUAAAUAAAUUGACAAAAAUAACAUUUCGUAUGUACAUUUUGUAUAAAUAAGAUACUCUGUCACUAUUAUUGGUUUUCCAGAUGUUGAGCACAUUAACACUGGGUUUCUUGCUAGCUAACUUACAAAAAUAGUUCCCAAAUUGUAGUUUAGCUGUGUGAUCUUAUUUUUCAUUGUUACUUUUUGAUGACUGACAUGAUAUCUAAUAUAUUAAUGAUUGAUGCUGCAUACUCUUACUAAUUUGGACCCAUUUGGUUGAUAUAUGUUUGUGUAAGAAAGCUGUUACUUUCGUUUAGUUUAUUAGUCCUGUAAAAAUUCACAGCUAUUAUGUAUUAAUGAUUAUUGCUUUUUUAAGUAUGUAUGUAUUUCUUUUUAUAAUUCAUUUUAAGUUACAAUACAAAUUCUGUUAAAGAAUCAAUUAUAUGCAUUGAAUGUUUAAUUUGUCUGUUGGAUAUUAUUUGUGUAAGUAGGUAUAUCAUUAUUUUGACUAUAACUAACAUUUCUUUUAGAUACUGUAAUUAUGUGUCGCUAGACAUUGGUGAACCCUGUUACUCUGGCAUAAAAAUGACAACAAAAAUGAUUUAUAAAAAAAAACAUAAAUUAUGACACAUCUUCAAACGAAGACACGAUUUUUAGGUCACUAAUUAUAUUGUUAAGUGGUUUUGAAUUAUAAUGAAAUAGAGAAAGUCUGGAGUGAUAACAUCACAAUGCUUCUAAAAAAACAAGUGCAGAAAUUUACAUAUUCUGAAAUCUAAAGAUAUUUCAUGUUUUAUUGAAAUCAAACACCAACUAUAAUAUACAAGUAGUCUUAUAUAUAUAAGUUUUACAAUUGCCUAUAGUUGUUAAUUUUAUUAAAUAUGAAUUAAUGAA
This is a messenger RNA of Pararge aegeria (speckled wood butterfly), 3307 nucleotides long. RefSeq names its product inhibitor of growth protein 5 (gene Ing5). Gene Ontology annotation, biological process: regulation of DNA-templated transcription. The transcript has a single exon. Lineage: Eukaryota; Metazoa; Arthropoda; Insecta; Lepidoptera; Nymphalidae. The coding region runs from base 216 to 1040 and encodes 274 amino acids. The record is from RefSeq and is a predicted model, not a curated record. Gene Ontology annotation, cellular component: nucleus.